Molecule: messenger RNA, 3243 nt
Organism: Drosophila nasuta
Lineage: Eukaryota; Metazoa; Arthropoda; Insecta; Diptera; Drosophilidae
Gene: Glt
Product: Glutactin
Exons: 2
Coding region: 39-3134 (1031 amino acids)
Source: RefSeq, a predicted model, not a curated record
AAAAUCAGUUUUACUUUGACCACUUUCGAGAGCACAACAUGCAGCUGGAUCCAAGGAUUCUGCUGCUGCUUCUGCCACUUGUAGGCAUCUGCCACGCCCAACCCACCAACAGCUUCCACGACUGGGAUGUCUUCACUCCUCAACCUCUGCGACCUGCGCCUUGGCAGGAGGAACCCACAACUCAGCCACCAUCAAGUGGUGGAGUGCAGAUUCCCGGUGUGGGAGAGGUGAAUGGAUUGCGUGGCUUUAAAACAAUCAAGAACCGACCCAUCGAUGCCUUUUUGGGUGUGCGUUAUGCCAAAGUGGGCACUCGUCUGGAACGCUUCCAGGAAGCGAAACGUUUGCCGUAUCAGGGUCGCAUCGAUGCCACGCGUUCGUCACCGAAUUGCGCCCAAUUCCCGGAGGUUCAGCGCCUGCAGGAGGCCGAGGCACGUGGCGAGAAUGUCGAUGAUUGCCUCACGUUGAACAUCUAUGCUCCGGCCGGAGCCAAGCAGCUGCCUGUGCUCGUCUUUGUCCACGGUGAAAUGUUGUUCGAUGGCGGUGCCGAAGAGGCACAGCCUGACUAUGUCCUGGAGCACGAUGUCGUCCUGGUAUCGGUCAACUAUCGUCUGGCGCCAUUUGGAUUCCUUAGCGCACUGGAGAAAGCGUUGCCAGGCAACGUUGCGCUUUCCGAUCUGCAGUUGGCCUUGGAGUGGGUUAAAGCUAACAUUCGUUACUUCGGCGGUGAUGCGGAGAAGGUCACUUUGAUUGGACAGGCUGGUGGUGCGACCUUGGCGCAUGCACUCAGCAUCAGUCCACGUACACAAGAUCUUUUCCAGCAGCUGAUUCUGCAGUCGGGAACCGCGCUGAAUCCUUAUCUGUUGGAUGAGCAGCCCUUGGAAACUUUGACCACGUUCGCUCGUCUUGCCAACUGUCCUCCAGUCAAUGGCCGCAAUCUAGGUUCUGUGUACUUGUGUCUAAGUAAUCUGCGCACCUCGCAGCUGGUGAGCGCCUUCCAGCAGCUGCAUGAACAGAACGAGCCACGUGGCCUCAGCUCGUUGGGUGGCUUCAAGCUGGUCGUUGGCGAUUCCCUUGGUUUCCUGCCCGAACAUCCUGCUGCGCUGAUUGCCAACAGCAACAAGCUGAACAAGACGAAGCCCCUGAUUGUGGGUGCUGCCAAGGAUGCCAGCGCCUUCAUACUCUCACGUUUCUACGAUCAGAUUCAAAGCUUGCAGUCGACGAACAUCAGCGACUACAUCAACGUUGUGCUCCGUCACACAGCUCCCCCACAGCAGCACAAGAUCUGGCAUGAUUGGGCGAUCCGUGAAAUCUUCACGCCAGAGCAGACGCGCUACGUCAACGCUCGCAGUGUGUCGCAGGGUUUGCUCGAGCUGACCAAUCUGAUUUUGUAUCGUGGACCGGUGAUUGACUCCAUCAGACUGUCGCACAAAAAGAACCCCACCUAUCUGUACACCUUUGACUACCGCGGCGAACACCAUCGCUUUGGACACCUCGACAAUCCGCUGCCCUUCGGCGUGGAUGCCUCGCUGAGUGACGACUCCGUCUACCUGUUCCCCUAUCCCGAGGAGGUGAGCAACCUGAAUCCCGAGGACAAGUCGCUGGCCCGCGCUUUGGUUGCCAUGUGGGUGAACUUUGCCCAGAGCGGUAUUCCCAAUCCCAAUGCGAACGUUUGGCCCAAGGCUACCUCGGAGUACGGUCCGUUCCUGCGUUUCACCAAUUCGCGGCAAAACAUUUUGGAACAGGAUCAGCACUUUGGCGAGGGCAUCAAUGUGCCCAGUCUAUACCCACAGCUGAGUGCAGUCGCUGCUCCAGCAACAACUACGACAAGGCGUCCGUACUACAGACCACAGCAGCCACCAACCUAUCAACCACAGCCGCCACAGCAGCCAAAUUACGAGCAACAGCAGCCAACUUAUGAGCAACAGCAGCCAACUUAUCAGGAACAGCCACAGCAGCCAACUUACGAGCAGCAACAGCCAACUUAUCAGCAACAGCCACCACAGCAGCCAACUUACCAACCUCAGCAACCAACUUAUCAGCAACAGCCUCAGCAACCAGCCCACCAGCCACAGCAGCCAACUUAUCAACCACAGCAACCAACUUACCAACAACAGCCACCACAGCAGCCAACCUACGAGCAACAGCAACCAACUUAUCAGCAACAGCCUCAGCAACCAGCCCACCAGCCACAGCAACCAAUUUACCAACCAACUUAUCAGCGUCAGCAGCCAACUUAUCAGCCUCUGCAACCAACUUACGAACAACAGCCACAGCAACCACAGCCCGCUGAGCCUCAAGAUCCCACCGCGCCACAACAACCAACCUACUAUACUCCCUACUAUUAUGAUUCCCAAGAACAAAGAAGACAGCAACUGCUGCGUGAAUUGGCACUGAAGCAACGAGAGCAACAGGAGGCUGAACAACAACAACGCGAAGAACUGCAACGUCAAGAGGAGGAGCGUCGACUUGAGCAAAGACAACGCGAAGAGCAAAUCCAACGGGAACAAUUGAAACUAGAGCAAUUGGAGCGUGAGCUACGUCAACGCGAACAGCAAGAGCGCGAUCAAUUGGCAAUACGUCAGCAAGAGGAGCGGGAGCAAACUGAGCAAGACCAAGAGCAGCGAGAGAAUGAGGCAAGACAACAGCAAGAACACGAACAGCGACAACGCGAGCAGCAAGCGCGUGAGCAACAGCAGCGACAAUACCCAGCGCCAAGCGAAACCGAGCAACAGCAGCAAGAGCGACAAUAUCAACGCCACUGGGAGCAAGAGCAGAGGUCUCAAGAAGAACGGGAUCAAGAGGCAAGACAGCAGCAAGAACGCGAGCAGGAAGAACGGGAGCAGCAGCAACGCGAGCAGGUGGCACGAGAGCAACAAGAGCGUGAGUCACAACCUGCUCAGCCCGAAGGUCCUAAUCUUGAUGAUUUCCCCUCGUAUGAGGACUAUGUUAAAGCUUACGAACAAUGGAUAGCUGAGCAGAUGAGCCGCUCCGUCCCACAGGCAAAUGUCAGCGCAGAACAGGAUGCUGAAGCAGAAGAAUCCCCAGUAAACAAUCAAUAUGAACCACAAUAUAAAAAUUCCUUAGGUCCGCGUCGUGCUAAGCAAAUGCGCAGAUAUCAUCUUCGUUUGUUUUAAAUAUCCAAUUCAUUUUAAUAUUUCACUAAUAAUGUAAAUUCCAAUAUAUACAAUGUAUAAAAAAUUGGUUAAUAAAUAUAAAUCAGCCUUGCUAAUUUAUCAAAGCAAA